Molecule: messenger RNA, 2959 nt
Organism: Exophiala xenobiotica
Lineage: Eukaryota; Fungi; Ascomycota; Eurotiomycetes; Chaetothyriales; Herpotrichiellaceae
Exons: 2
Coding region: 169-2838 (889 amino acids)
Biological process (GO): dephosphorylation
Molecular function (GO): phosphatase activity
Source: RefSeq, a predicted model, not a curated record
CAACCUCCAAUCGCUGAACAGGUCUUCUUGCUCUGGUAGCCACAUCAAGCCUUCUCGUCGAGUAUUUUGCUUCCGUUCACAACCCCAGACAGUCGUCGACAUCAAUGAUGUUGUAGGUGCGCCUGUCUUGCGCAGGCUAAGGCAUUGGCUGUCCGGACCCUCGACACCAUGGCGAUGGAACGCACUCGCAUCGCAAAGGUCGACAACGUAACCCUUUCCCGACGCGGCGAACAAGUCAGCGGGACUUUACAUCUCACACCUCACCACCUUAUCUUCGUCCACACCCCUCCUGCUCCUCCUACCCCAACAACGACGACUACAACAUCUGCAGAUGAGGCCAGCAACAACACCAAGCCAGCCCGACCCAGAGAGUUGUGGAUAACAUACCCGAUCAUUCAACAAUGCACCUUCCGGCCCUCACCCCUCGCAUCCCGACAGCCCAGCAGCAUCCGCCUACGCUGUCGCGACUUCACAUUCGUAUGUUUCCUGUUCCAUGAUGAAGGCUGCAAAGAAAAGGCGCGGGACUUAUAUGACAGCAUCAGAGCGUGGACCUGCAAAAUAAGUGGGAUCGAGAAGUUGUAUGCGUUCAGCUAUGUUCCGACAGGGCCUGAGCGGGAUGUGCAACCCAGUGGGUGGGCGCUGUACGAUCCUAUGCGGGAGUGGCGCAGAAUGGGGGUCGAUGAUCCUGGCAAGGAGAGAAAAUGGAGAAUCUCGAAGAUCAACACAGAUUACUCGUUCAGCCCGACGUAUCCUGCUCUGCUACCUGUUCCAGCCCCGAUAUCCGACGCGACGUUGAACUACGCGAAAAGCUACCGCUCGCGAGCGAGGAUACCGGUGCUCACUUACUUACAUCCAGUGAAUGAUUGUUCGAUCACACGUUGCUCGCAGCCCCUCGUGGGUGUGAGAGGCAAUAGGAGCAUCCAGGACGAGAAGUUGCUGGCGGCGAUAUUCAACACAACAAGAGCCGAACGGCCAUUGAGUGCGUACAAUUCACCUCCCCCGGAAAGAGAGGACUCGGGCGCGUCGAGUAUGUCUACGAUGACAACGUCGAACGCGGACGGAGACCUGCAAGCGACUGAUGCCGAAGCCAUCGAGGAUGCUGUGAUUUCGAGCCUCCGACGAGACGAAGAUAUGGCACCAGAUGCGGAUGAGAAAAAACCGAUGAUCUAUGGUGCUCAGCAACGGAACAUGAUCGUCGACGCUCGGCCCAGUAUCAACGCGCUGGCGAACCAUGCUACUGGUAUGGGAUCAGAGGACAUGAGUAACUACAAGUUCGCGACAAAGGUGUACUUGGGUAUUGACAACAUUCACGUUAUGCGCGAUAGCUUGGCCAAGGUUGUCGAUGCGCUCAAAGAUUCAGAUUUGACACCCCUGGGCCCCAAUAGGGAGCUGUUGCAGAAAAGCGACUGGCUAAAACAUAUCGCCAACGUGUUGGACGGGACCGGUCUGAUUGCGCGCCAGGUCGCGCUUCAGCAUAGUCAUGUCCUUAUCCAUUGCAGCGACGGAUGGGAUAGGACGAGUCAGCUUUCGUCUCUGAGUCAACUGUGUCUGGACCCGUACUAUAGGACCAUGGAGGGAUUUAUCGUCCUUGUCGAGAAAGACUGGUUGAGUUUUGGUCAUAUGUUCAAGCACCGCUCUGGAUUCCUCAGUUCCGAAAAAUGGUUCCACAUCGAGAACGAGCGGGUCAGUCGCAGCACUGACGAUACGGAAGGGAAAGAUCAGGCCGGAGCCAUGUCUGGCGCGCAGAAGGCGUUUGAGAAUGCUUUCUUGAGCGCGAAGGGGUUCUUCUCGAACGCGAAGCACAAUGAUUCGAGAGAGAGCAUCAACGUCGAGUCAGACGCGGAUGCCGCUGGCAAUUAUGAUUCGGAGUCUCAGGCUGGCCGGCGGAUCGUGUCUCGAAGUGCCAAGGAGAAAGAGAAACUCGCUACGAAAGUCAAGGAGACGAGUCCUAUUUUUCACCAGUUCCUCGAUGCGACAUACCAGCUGAUGUACCAGCAUCCAACGCGGUUUGAGUUCACGGAACGGUUCCUACGGCGACUGUUGUAUCAUCUUUACUCGUGUCAGUAUGGGACAUUCCUUGGAGACAGCGAGAGAGAAAGAAAAGAGGCGAGGCUGAGUGAGCGAACCAAGAGUGUCUGGGACUAUUUCCUGGCGAGAAGGAAAGAAUUUCUCAACCCGAAAUACGACCCUGUUGUGGAUGAUAAUGUGCGUGGGAAGGAGAGGUUGAUAUUUCCAAGAUCCGGGGAGGUGCGGUGGUGGAAUGAGGUUUUUGGCCGGACGGACGACGAGAUGAAUGGGAAGCCAGCCAUAAAGACUCAGCUUAAUGGCCUGAGUGAUGGCGAUGCGAGUGAGAUGUGGACAUCUGUUGGCGGAUCGCAGAGUCAAUCGGGAUCAGCGUCCGUGCCGGUGAGCAGGGCUAGGACCCCUGUGCUCGUUGGCGUUGAGACUCACGAGGCCACUGUGGGAUUGACGGCGAGUCCGAAGGCGCAGGAGCCGGUGAGCAGGGCGAGAACGCCGGUAUCUGGAACAGCUUCACCGCGGACGAAGGAGGGAGUUGCCGCCGGGUCAAGGACGUCGGUGCCAGUCCCAGUAUCAGUGUUAGAGGUCGAGGAGGAGUCGAGGCAAGUGCACACUCCGGAUGAAGAGCCUGUGCAGCCUGUGGAGCCUGCUGGACCGGAUGAGUCCGUCGGCGACGAAUCGGUGGAGACGAAAGAUGACGCUGUUGGCGACGAGGAUCUGGCCGGAGAUUUGGACCCCUUGGGCAUUGGAGAUGUCAAGGACAUGGCGCCACAGUCGAGGCAGAGACGGAGAGAGCAGUUGGAGAUGCUCAUGAAGUGAUGAUGAAUUGGCAUAGCUAGCCCCUAUGGCAUGGCAUAGCAUACUACUGUACUGUACCUUUAGCAUAGCCCUGGCACCCACGGAUUGUAUUGAGAAACGAUAUUGAUGAGACCAUGUCACC